Molecule: messenger RNA, 1859 nt
Organism: Labrus mixtus (cuckoo wrasse)
Lineage: Eukaryota; Metazoa; Chordata; Actinopteri; Labriformes; Labridae
Gene: sfxn5b
Product: sideroflexin 5b
Exons: 14
Coding region: 234-1211 (325 amino acids)
Biological process (GO): mitochondrial transmembrane transport; monoatomic ion transport; citrate transport
Cellular component (GO): mitochondrial inner membrane
Molecular function (GO): monoatomic ion transmembrane transporter activity; citrate transmembrane transporter activity
Source: RefSeq, a predicted model, not a curated record
GUUAUCUCUGUCAAGAUCAAGCCGAACAGUUAUGCAAUAGCUUUCACCUGAUCGAUCAUUUGGGAUGUGUAGUCAUGCGGUUCAACAUUAGCAGCGCUGAUGUCAAGGAGGAGACUACACCUCCCGGCAGCCACCGCGGCUCGACGCCUCACUAGUUUCACACUGACUGUAGUUCGCUCUAGUUGAAGAUCCGUUCAUGAUUCACUUCAUUAAUAAAUAACUAGUUGGCUGUCAUGGCGGAGUCUGCAGCUUGUCCUGCUUUCCAGCUCGGAGGAGCCCGAUACGACCAGGGUUCAUUCUUUGGACGUUUGAGGCACUUCAUCGCCAUCAUCGACCCGAGCACGCUGUUUGUGUCCGAGAAACAGCUGAAAGAAAGCAUCAAACUUCUGGAUGACUACAAACAUGGCUCCCUUCCUCCUGGAGUCUCUGAUCUUCAGCUGUGGGAAGCCCAGAAGAUCAAGCAGGCCAUCAUUCAUCCUGACACAGGAGAGAAGAUCUUCAUGCCAUUUCGAAUGUCAGGUUAUGUCCCAUUUGGAACACCGAUUGUCAUUGGCCUUCUCCUCCCAAAUCAGACUGUGCUGUCUACCAUUAUAUGGCAGUGGCUGAACCAGAGUCACAAUGCCUGUGUGAAUUAUGCAAACCGCAACGCCACCAAGCCUACGCCCACUUCAAAGUUUCUUCAAGGUUAUGUAGGAGCUGUGAGCAGCGCUGUUUCCAUCGCAGUGGGACUGAACGUCCUGAUCCAGAAGGCCAACAAGCUGAGCCCUGCCACCAGAAUGAUCAUACAGAGAUUAGUCCCGUUCCCCGCUGUAGCGAGUGCUAACAUCUGUAACGUUGGCCUGAUGAGACACAACGAGCUGUCUGAAGGUAUUGACGUGCUGGACAACAAUGGGAACGUGGUAGGAUCCUCCAAAAUUGCUGCAAGACACGCCAUCACGGAGACCGCCUUCACACGUGUGGUCCUCCCCAUGCCCAUCUUUGUGCUGCCCCCCAUCAUCAUGUCAUACCUCGAGAGGCUGCGCUUUCUGCAGUGCAACCGCAGACUGUUGCUGCCCAUCCACAGCGUGGUGUGCCUGGUGACCUUUGGCCUCUCGCUGCCUGUGGCCAUCAGCCUGUUCCCCCAGAUGUCUCAGAUUGAGGUGUCUUGCCUGGAGCCGGAGAUUGCCAUGGCAACAGAUUGCAAGGUCGUGACCUACAACAAGGGUUUAUGAUGGCUGUGGAGGAUCUGUCAGGAGCAGCUGCAGUAAAUCAUCCUGACCUACCCGUAUUAAUGAACCUUUAUUUUCUAAAGAUAAUUCCAGCUUCCUGUCCGACUGUAUAACCCCCCCCCCCAUAGAUAUCAUGAUAUAUGUUCUGAAAGAUUUCAACAUUAUAAUUAUUAUUAUUAUUAUUACACUUUUUAAUUCAAAAAUCAACAUUUUUUAAAUGUAAACUGCAAUAAGUCACUUUUAUUUUGAAGGGGAUUAAAGGAAGCUCAAUACAAACAUGACAAAACAUGACAGAGAGCAGCGACAUCAUCAGCGUGUGUUUGGCGCCCUCUGCUGGACCAUCAUGACACCUCUACUGGUUUCUUGUUCCUCGUGGUCAGGAGGAGCUGCAGGAUGUUUCUCUGGAGCCGGUUGGUACUUCCUGUGGUUAGAAACCUGCAGGCAGACGCUCCCUGUGAGUUUUAUGUAGUGGACGAUAUCUGGAACUCGCUCAGCACAAUUAAAAACAUUUCAGACGCUACUCGCUCACUCGCCGCCCGCUGACAGUGACGUCGCGCUAAACUAAAACGUGCGGCUUAACGACGGCAGAAUAUCGAUGAUAACGAUAAAUAAUGGCAUGAACUCCUCCUCUCUCCUCCUCUCUCUCCUCUU